Hippocampus zosterae (dwarf seahorse) is the source of this 339-nucleotide messenger RNA. Its product is annotated as dynein light chain Tctex-type-like. Lineage: Eukaryota; Metazoa; Chordata; Actinopteri; Syngnathiformes; Syngnathidae. The record is from RefSeq and is a predicted model, not a curated record. Gene Ontology annotation, cellular component: cytoplasm; cytoplasmic dynein complex. The coding region runs from base 1 to 339 and encodes 112 amino acids. Gene Ontology annotation, biological process: microtubule-based movement. Gene Ontology annotation, molecular function: dynein intermediate chain binding. The transcript has a single exon.
AUGGACUACGCCAACGAGACGAACUUCGCGAACAUCAAGGCCUGGGUGAACCGCGAGGCCACCAAGCUCAUCGAGGAGGAGGUGGCCUCCAAGACCUACUCCGUCACCGAGGGGCAGAUCUGGGCCACCACCAUCUGCGAAAAGAUACUCAAGUUCCUGGCCGCCCACAACAAAAACUUCAAGUUCAUCGUCAACUCGCUGGUCAUGCAGAAGGCGGACUGCGGGCUCAACAUCUCGGGGUCCUGCUACUGGGACAACGAGGUCGACGGCAGCGUCACCAUCCGCCUCGACUACGCCUCCUUCGUCAGCAUCACCAACAUCUUUGCCUGUGCCAUCUGA